Molecule: messenger RNA, 5830 nt
Organism: Hypanus sabinus (Atlantic stingray)
Lineage: Eukaryota; Metazoa; Chordata; Chondrichthyes; Myliobatiformes; Dasyatidae
Product: apolipoprotein M-like
Exons: 6
Coding region: 101-664 (187 amino acids)
Biological process (GO): high-density lipoprotein particle clearance; high-density lipoprotein particle assembly; high-density lipoprotein particle remodeling
Cellular component (GO): low-density lipoprotein particle; high-density lipoprotein particle; very-low-density lipoprotein particle
Molecular function (GO): phospholipid binding; lipid carrier activity
Source: RefSeq, a predicted model, not a curated record
CCCUCCAGAGUUUUCAACACUCGACAUUUCUCUCUGACAGCUGAAUGCUUGGGAUUUGUUCAGACAUUCCUGAUUUGGGGAAGAAGGAUUUUUUGCAGCCAUGUACCAACGACUAUGGUCAUGGUUGUUGUAUCUCUUCGGUCUAACAAUGCAAGUCUUCUGGAACUGUGACUACAAUGACAAGGUGACUGCUGGAAGCCUCAACAAGACCCAGUACUCCGGCAAGUGGUACUUCAUUAUGAUAGCUGCGGAUUCAGACAGUUCGCUGCUGAAAUUCGGGGCGAUGGACAGCGCCGUCUUCCUCCUCACGCCCAUGAAAGCCGAAGGGAAGCUUCUACUGCAGGGAGAGUUCCGCCUUAGCGAAACAACAAACUGCCUGUCUCGCCAGUGGACCUAUUACAUCAGCAAUCAGACACAGGAGAUGAUCCUCGAGGGACGCCCUGAGCAGAGGACAGAGAUCUUUGUGAAGGACGGAGAUGAUUACAUUAUGCUGCUGGAGGUACAGGAAGAAGGGCUGGAAACCUUCAAGAGGCUGAUGCUUUACGGCAGGUCGCCGACCCUGACUGAUGGCCUGCGGCUGGACUUUGAGCACCGUGCCCACUGCAUGGAUCUGACGUCAAUUUUCGUGCUGAAGCAAUCCCAAGCACCUUGCGAGAUUUCCUAAAUUAGUUUUGAAACCUUCCACACCCUGUGCAACAACGCCACACGAGGACAAUCCACAAACGCCUUCAUCUGCCCUUGGUAUCGUGUCCCUUGCGGAGUAAUAAUUACAGCUACGCGUUAGCAGUUCAUGAUUACCUUUGUUUGGCCAGAAUUUAGUUUUUAUUAGGGAACAGCAAAAUGAAAAAAUUGAAACUGUCCUACUGCCUAUUUUGAUCAGAGGGUUAAUAGAAUUGGAGAGGAAAAACCUUUUGGACCAAGACACAGAAGAGGUGGAGGAACUUAGUGGGUCAGGCAGCAUCUAUGAUGGGAAAUGAACAGUCAACAUUUCAGGUCAAGACCUUGCCCUCCAGCUCCUUUGUGAAUUGCUCCAGAUUUCCAGUAUCUAGUCUCCUUUCUCUUAUUUUUGUUAAGGAUGAGAUUGCUUUCUUCCUUCCACAGCACUACUACCCUCCUGACAAUAGGUGGCACUGCUGAGCACCUUUCAGCACAUUGACCCCUCUGCACCACCUGCAGGUGAAAUAAGGUAUUAAAGGAAUAAAGAAAAUGACUCCUCAUCCCUUUUUAAUUUUUUUCUCCAUUCAGUGCAAUCGUGAACAAUCGCCAGGUCAGAAAUGCUGAUCAAGUCAACUAGUUCCCAAAGAGAACUCUGAUAGGCCAAUCAGAUGGUUCACUGCUGCUCAGCAAUAGAACACAAAAAAUCAUAUGCACAAUUAAGAAACAUUAAAAAAAAGUAGAAAUACUGGAGUCAUUAUGAUCAUGAUGGAGUCAUGAUGAUCAUGACGAAGUCUGUUGGAGAGAGACAUUUAUAUACAUGCUGUCCUCCAUAAUUCAAAGAUUGCAGGGUGACAAAAGGAGCACUUGGAACUAAAAACUAAUCCCUACCAGGAGAAACAGCACCCUUAAUUGAGAAAGCCCUCGAACCUUGGGAACAAAAAGAUUCAGAUCAAAUUCAUACUCUGUGCAAGACUACUCACCUAGGGCUACAUUAAAGACUCCGUACUGGCCUUGAUGCAUUAAGAGCCUGAAAUGAAGGUCCAUUUGUAAACUGUGUACAACUCAAUGAGAUUCUCUGGUAUCCCUCCCAUCUGUCUGGUGACCCGUACUACAUUAAUUCCAGGCCAUGCAAAUCUUCCUUGGUUUUUAGAGACCAAAACUGUUAAACAAGAUCACAACAAAAGCACAUGUAACCCUCAAAAGGGCUUCCAAUUUCACCACUGUUUCCUAGCAAAAAAAGCCAAAUCUUCUUCCUAAUUGUAUUUCUCUUUUCUGCUCUUUGAAUCAGGAUACUAACCUCUCUCGCUCUACAAAUAUUUGGUAGUUUCUGUUUAAAAAGUUUUUUUCUCUUUUUAAAAAACUGAAAUGAAGAAUCUCACAUUUUCUCAAAGCCAAACUCCAUCUGCUGCCCUUUUGUCCAUUUGCAAAACAUAGAACAUUACAGCACAGUACAAUACAGGCAUUUCUGCCCAUAAUCUUCUGGCAAUCUUAUAACCUCACUAAGAUUAAGCCAAUCCUUCCCUCCUACGUAACCCUCCAUUUUUCUUUUAUCCGUGUUCCUAUCUGAGAGUCUCUUGAAUGUCCUUAAUGUAUCUGACUCUAUCAGAAUCAGAAUUGGGUUUAUUAUUACUGGCAUGUGUCAUGAAAUUUGUUAUCGCGACCCAGCACUGUGUGUAAAAAGAAAGUUAACUCUGACACCUCCCAUGCUUUCCUCCAAUCACCUCAAAUUUAUGCCCCCUCAUGCUUGCCUUGUAUUAAUCAAACUUACUACUUCUCAGACCCCCUAUGGCCUCCUCAUGACUCACGUUCCUACCAGCAAACUGGAUUGUGAUAAUGCCUUUUCAUCCAAGUUAUAAACAUAAAUUCUAGGGUACUGAGUACAGUGGGCACUAUAUUAAAGCUGUACAAGGUGUUAGCAUUUCCCAAUGCAGCCUCCUCUACAUUGGUGAGACCCAUUGUGUUGAUCCAUGGCCUCCUCUUGUACCAAGAUGAGGCCACCCUCAGUGUGGAGGAGCAACACUCUGGCUACCCUCUCCUCAAUUCCCCAUUCUGACCUUCUCACCUCCCUAUUACUUCCCCCUUAGUCCCCUCCCACUUCCCCUUCCCAUCAGAUCCCUUCUUCUCCACCCUUGACCUUUCCCACCCACCUGAUUUCACCCAUCAUUUUGCAGCCAGCUUCUUUCUCCUCCUCCCACCUUCUAAUUCAGGCAUCUCACCCCUUCCCUCUUUGUCCUGAUAAAGGAUCUCACCCCCGAAACAUUGACUGUUGACUCUUUUCCAUGGAUGCUGCUGGCGGGCUGAGCUCCUCCAGCAUUUUGUGUGUGUUGCUUUGGAUUUCCAGCAUCUGCAGAUUUUCUCAUGUUUAAGAUGCUAUCAAGACUGUGUGUAGCUCUGGUCAUCAUACUACAGGAUGGAUGUGAUUAAGCUAGAGAAGAUUCGCAAGCAUGUUGCAAUGACAUUAGUUAUAAGGAGAGUUGUGACCAUUUUCCUCGCAGUGGAAUUGACUGAGGGUGACUUUAUAGCGGUUUAUAAAAUCCUAAGGGGCAGAGUUAAGGAUCAUGGUUGCAAUCUUUUUUCUCAGGAUAGGGGAUUCUAAAACUAGGGGUCUAGGGGCUUAGCUUUAAGGUGAGAGGAGAAUGAUUUAAAGGUGGUCUGAGAGACAGAGUGUGGUGGGUAUGUGAGACAAGCGGUCAGAGGAAGUGGCUGAACUAGCAACGUUUACAAAUAAUUUUGACAGGUACAUGGAUAGGAAAAGCAUAGAGGGGCAUGGGCCAGAGUCAUUAGGUUAAAUCAAGUAGGCACUGAAUUGGCAUGGAUGAGUUGGGUCUAAAUGUCUCUUUCCAUGCUGUACAAGUCUGACUCUGAUUUUAUGGCACCCAGUAGUAGCAGUCUGACAACCCAAAAGAAAAAUUUUGAUUAAAAAAACACUUUACCUAACACUUUCUCUAUGCUAAUAUGCAAUUUCUGCCAUGCCCGCAGAUGUUGGAAAUCCAUAGCAACACACACUAAAUGUGGAGAUACUCAGCAGGUCAGACAGCAUCUAUGAAGCUGAAUAAAAAGUCAACAUUUUGGGUGAAAACCCUUAAUCAGGACUGAAAAGGGGGAAGACACCAGAAUAAAAAGGUGGGCAAGGGAGGGAGGACCAGCUAGAAGGUGAUAGGUGAAGCCAGAUCGGUGGGAAAGGUGAACGGCUAGAGAAGGAGGAACCUACUAGUUUCUGAAACAACCCUUAAGCACAAUGUUAACAAAGGCCUUUUGAAAAAUCCAGAUACGUUACAUCCAAUGUCCUCCCUGUCCACACACGUCAAAUAUACCAGAUGUCAAAGGAACAGAAAGGUAUGAUAGCAAGAUGCAUGGGAGGAUGGUACACCUAUAGAGAUAGACAUAGAAACAAGUUCUUUGGCCCACUGUGUCCAUAUCAACCAUUUUGCCCACCUGUAUAAUAAAACUUUCCUGCAUUGAGGCUAUAUUCUUCUAUGUCUUGUUUAAUUAAGUGUCUAAAUGUCUCUUAAAUGCAGUAACUGCACCAGAUGUUAUCUUAUUUAAAAGCCAGUUCAAGACUCUAAACAAAAACUUACCUCAGAUCCCCUUUGAAACUCCAUCCUGUCAAUGCCCACUUGUUAUCGAUUCCCCCUAUGACAAGAAAGAUUUUUCUCUUUCUGUGCUACUUAAGAUUUGUUAUAUCUCCAUUUGAUGCAUCCUUCGCUGCAGAGAAAAGAAGUUCAUCCUAUCCAGUCCCUUCCCAAAACCAAAGAUCUCUAUCCAGGCAACAUCAUGGUGGAUCUCCCCUGCAUUUUCCAGUGCAACCACAACCUAUUUUGAACCAAUUAAACCAUAUUAGAUAUUGUAACAGAGGACCAUGUUAAUAAAUUCCCACAGACUUCCUUUGUUUGUCAUUUCUGGUUAGUCUUCUCCCACCUGCCCAUCAUUGCCGAUUCCCCUCCUCCUUCCCCGGUCCACUCUCCUCUCCUAUCAGACUUAUUUUCUUCCUUAGACCUUUAUCUUUUCCACCUAUUGUCUCCCAGCUUCUUACUUCAUCCCUCUUUCACCAUCCACACACCUUCCUCCUCUCUUGGUUUCACUGAUCACCUGCCAGUUUAUAGUCCUUCACCCCAUCCCACCCACCUUCUUAUUCUGGCUUCUUAUUUACUUCAAAGUUCAAAGUAAAUUUUAUUACAUGUCACCACAUAAAAUCCUGAGAUUAUUUGUUCUGCAAAUAUAUUUAGCAAAUCUACAGACAGGAUCAAUGGACAACAAACUGUGCAAAUGCAAAUAUAAAUAAGUAGCAAUAAAUAAUGAGCAAGAAAUCACAAGAUAAAGAGUUCUUAAUGUGGUACCGUUGGUUGUGGGAACACCAGAAGUAGAAUAAGUGUAGUUAUGCCCUUUUGUUCAAGAGUUUGAUGGUUGAGGAGUAGUAAGUUUUCUUGAACCCCAUGGUGUGAGUCCUGAUGGCAGUGGAGAGGAACAAGCACGACCUGGGUGAUGAGGAUCUUUGAUGAUGGAUCCUUCUUUUCUACGGCAACGUUUCAAGUGGAUGUGUUCAAUGGUUGAGAGGGCUUUACCCAUGAAGUACUGGGCCAAAUCCACUACCUUUUGUAGCCUCUGGCAUUUAGAGCAGCAAUGAGGGUCCUCCAUCUUUGGUGGUGUUCAGGGCUUCCUUCAACGUAUCAGUAUCUUCCUCUCGUCCUUCGCUACUGUCAGACAUGCAAGUCCUGGGUGGAAACUCAGGGAUACUGUCACACUCAGAUGUAGAAGAUUUCUUCAUUGCUGUUUCUGUAACAAUUUUGUUUUACCGGUCAGGGUUGUUAGCCCUGAGCUGAACCCCUGACCUGGAGGACUGGUGGACCACUCUUAGUCUGUCCUCUACCCUUUGACCUGUUUGGCAUGGGUGACCCUACCAAGAACCAAAGAAUAAAGCCACUGACUCCAGUUAAUAUUACUCUCCAGGUCACUGAGGCAUGUAAGCCUCCAAACCAUGACAAGAUUGUGGUCCUCCUGGAGGAUUCUGGCUUCUGCCCCCUUCCUCUACAGUCCUGACAAAAGGUCUCAGCCUGAAAUUUUAACUGUUUAUCCCCCUGCAUAGAUACUGCCUGACCUGCUGAGUUUCUUCUGCAUUUUGAGUGUGUGCUGAAGUUAGUUUUAUCUCUUACAUUAAACAGUUUUGGAAAUGGGA